AAAGAAUUUCUUCCAGCUGCUCCAUUGGAUGGGAAUACAAAACCCUCUUCAUCACCCCCGUCUCGCUGUCUGUCUCUCUCUCUCUCGCACGCACUUCACCCAUUUCCUCUUGCAAAGCUUUUGUCUGUCUUUCACUUGAGCAAUAGGUGUCUCAGAUUCUCAAUCUCUCACCAGUUUGUUCAAGAUCGAUUAUCCUGUCUCUGUCGGUGAUGUGUACCUCACCUCUCUCUUGGGUUUCAUUUUCAUGCUUUAAUCUCUGAUUUAGUUCUGUUGUUGCUGAUCUUAAUCUGAAAGGGUUGUGAAAUUCAGCUGAAUUUAUCAGGUUUUUAUCGUAUGAAUUUGCUCCCAUUGUAUCAGAUCGUGUCUUGAUUGUAUUUACCCCACCUCUCAGAUUUUGCUAUGAACUGGUUUACAACUUCAUUUACCUUCAAUUUUGAUUUAUUUAGCUCUCUCAGAGUGCAAUCUUGUUUUAUGGCUCUUUAAAUUGUUGAAGAUCUUCUAGAUUUAGCACUUAAUUUGGUUCAGAUUUUAGUCGAAUUAAUAAUGUCUUCUAUUCGAUUCGAUGCCACGAAGCAGUACUAUGCCACGAGCAGUCUCGUACUUGGGUAUGCGCUUUGUUCGAGCUUGCUUGCUGUGAUAAACAAGUUUGCCAUAACCAAAUUCAACUAUCCUGGCCUUUUGACUGCGUUGCAGUAUCUAACUUCUGCUCUUGGAGUUUGGGUUUUAGGGAAACUAGGAUUUCUACACCACGAUCAAUUUACAUUUGAGAUUGCCAAGAAGUUUUUACCCGCUGCUAUGGUUUUCUAUCUGGCAAUCUUUACAAACACUAAUCUUCUUCGUCACGCGAAUGUUGAUACAUUUAUAGUGUUUAGAUCCUUGACACCCCUUUUGGUUGCUUUAGCAGAUACAACAUUUAGGAGACAGCCGUGCCCAUCAAAGCUCACCUUUGUGUCUUUGUUGAUCAUAUUGGGUGGAGCUGUUGGGUAUGUGGCCACGGAUUCGGCUUUUACUUUGACUGCAUACUCAUGGGCAUUUGCUUAUUUGGUGACAAUUACUACUGAGAUGGUUUAUAUCAAACAUAUGGUGACAAAUCUUGGGUUGAACACUUGGGGUUUUGUGUUUUAUAACAAUUUGUUAUCAUUGAUGAUUGCUCCAGUGUUUUGGUUUCUUACCGGAGAGUAUGUCGAUGUGUUUGCCACAUUGGGAUCUAAUUCUGGGAAUUGGUUUGAACCCAUUGCAUUCUUUGCCGUAUCAUUGUCUUGCGUUUUUGGACUGGCCAUCAGUUUCUUUGGGUUUGCUGCAAGGAAGGCAAUCUCUGCUACAGCUUUUACAGUGACUGGUGUUGUUAAUAAGUUUCUUACGGUUGCCAUCAAUGUGCUAAUUUGGGAUAAGCAUGCCAGUCCUUUUGGUUUGCUAUGCCUCCUCUUCACACUUGCCGGUGGAGUUCUUUAUCAGCAGUCAGUUACUGGAGCUGGCGGUGCUCCAGCACAGCGUGAGUCAACAGCAUUGAAGCAAACUGAUUGUGAGAAUGACGGUGAUGAUUUUCGAGAUGAGAAUUAGUAAAGGGCCUGUCUGGUAAACUUGCUUCUGUAUGAGGAUUUCUAUGCUCUAUGUUUCUUUUUCUUUUUUUCUUUUUUGUCCAUUGAAGAAGAAGAUAAGUAGGUGCUUGAAGUUUGAUGUCAAGUAUAUUCUUUUUUCCAUGAUUUAAGAAACUCUCUGUAUGAGAUCAAUUUAUUAUAUAUGGUCAUUAGAAUUGUACUUCUUUUA
This is a messenger RNA of Carya illinoinensis, 1767 nucleotides long. Its product is annotated as GDP-fucose transporter 1-like. NCBI's taxonomy places the organism in Eukaryota, Viridiplantae, Streptophyta, Magnoliopsida, Fagales, Juglandaceae. The record is from RefSeq and is a predicted model, not a curated record. The coding region runs from base 544 to 1560 and encodes 338 amino acids. Gene Ontology annotation, molecular function: GDP-fucose transmembrane transporter activity; antiporter activity. Gene Ontology annotation, cellular component: Golgi apparatus. The transcript has a single exon.